Saprolegnia diclina VS20 is the source of this 333-nucleotide messenger RNA. RefSeq lists its product as hypothetical. Lineage: Eukaryota; Oomycota; Saprolegniomycetes; Saprolegniales; Saprolegniaceae. The record is from RefSeq and is a predicted model, not a curated record. The transcript has a single exon. Bases 1 to 333 code for a protein of 110 amino acids.
AUGGGCAGCUCGCCAACCAUCUUUUUGCACAUUAACGGCAAGCGCCUUGCGAUUGCUCUCAAGUACGAGCCCACCACACUGGCGGACCUUCGCGACUACUUGAAAAAGGAAGGCCACAUGACAGACAACGACCGCUUUAUCCUCUUCCGCUACAAGAGCAAAUUGCCGGUGACGGACAAGCACGUGCCGUACGAAGUCGAGCCUGAGUGCGAGCGCUCGAUCCCUACGAGCGCAUUGUACGAGUUUGGUGAUCCCUACGCCGGUGUCAUUCGUCCGCGCUCCAAGAAGGUCGUUCGAGACAUGCAGAUUGCGCCGGCUCCGUGCAAGGCCUAA